GAAAUGAAUUGUAUACAUGGGAAAAGAGAAUGUAAUUCAAAAAUAAUUGAUAUUAUAUCUGUAAUGAACCGAAGAAAAGAAUCAAAUAAAUUUUUAAUAGAAAACGAUGAAGAAAACUUGAUAUCUUUAAAAAAUAUAUACCUAUACGACAUAAUUGAAAACAAAGAACUAUUAAAAACUAUUAUAAUGGUUUUUGGCGAACAAAGCGAAGAAAAUUUCAAUGUAAUCUACAAAGACAUUCAUCGAGAAUACCUAGAUGCAAAAAACUAUUAUUGGUAUGAUCUGUGGUUAUCUCAAAUUGGUAAAUAUCAAAAUAAAUUAUUGAAUAUUUUUAAAAUUAUUUUACUUCACCUGAUGACAAAAUAUCUAAUUUACUUUGAUAAAUUACGUAAGAAAGCUCAUUACUUUAAAGUCCAAUACAUUAGCAAAGUAUUCAAAAACUUUUUUUAUAAGAAAAUUCACUUAUUUGAUAUUGGAGAACAAGAUGGGAGAGAUUAUCAGAAUAUUAUAAAUUCGUUUUUAUGUGUACCACUUUCUAAAAGUUUGUUAAAAGCUUCUAUUUCUGUGCAAAUGUGGAAUAUUGAAAUUAUGACGAAUAACAUUAAACCAAAUUCUUUCAAAUUUGUAUAUGAUAAUAUAUUUGACUUGGAGUAUUUAUCGAGAUUAAAAUCCCAAAAUGAUGAACUCUUCUUAAAAUGUGGAAUGAAAAAGAAAAAUUUUAUCAAUAAAUUGUUCUAUAAGAUUGAUAACCUUAAUUUAACAGAAUGGAAUAAUAAUUUUACAAGAAUGGUUUUGUACUUACACCAUUUAAAAUAUAUAUUCAAUGAAACAAGCCUAAAAAUAAUCCAUUCAUUCAUAAAAUAUUCAAAGGAGUUUGGAGAAUUUUAUGUUACUCGUACGGAUGAGGAAAUGAGCACUGUAAGAUUACUAGAAUUGUAAUGUGAGUUUAAAAUUGUGUUAUUGUAAACUAUUGAUUAUUAAUCUAAUUUUAUAUAAUAAUAUACUCAUUUACAUCCUUGAAUAUAAAAUUGUGAUUAAAAAUAGUAGUUUUUCGUUGUACUUAUAAAUAAUUCUUACAUUUUUGCAGUUAUUUUAAUUUAACCUUAUUUUAGUUUACUUUUAAACUUCCUAUCAUACUUGCAAAAUAUGUGUAGUGUAUUUUAUUUACACGAUAUAAACAAAAAUUAUAAAGUAUAAUGCAAAUGAAA
Messenger RNA from Daktulosphaira vitifoliae (grape phylloxera), 1208 nucleotides. RefSeq lists its product as uncharacterized. The record is from RefSeq and is a predicted model, not a curated record. Bases 4 to 939 code for a protein of 311 amino acids. NCBI's taxonomy places the organism in Eukaryota, Metazoa, Arthropoda, Insecta, Hemiptera, Phylloxeridae. The transcript is spliced from 2 exons.